Messenger RNA from Trichomycterus rosablanca, 631 nucleotides. RefSeq names its product cytochrome c oxidase assembly protein COX16 homolog, mitochondrial. The transcript has 4 exons. Gene Ontology annotation, cellular component: mitochondrial inner membrane. Lineage: Eukaryota; Metazoa; Chordata; Actinopteri; Siluriformes; Trichomycteridae. The coding region runs from base 113 to 430 and encodes 105 amino acids. The record is from RefSeq and is a predicted model, not a curated record. Gene Ontology annotation, biological process: mitochondrial respiratory chain complex IV assembly.
CAUCGUGGGUUAACAUGGCAGCGUUCUUGUGCCCUGCAUGAGCUAAAUGCUAAUUAGCGUCUGAUUGAGUGGAUAAUAUUAUUUUGAGUGAUUUCGUUGUAAAUGAGUAAAGAUGUGGAAUCAGAUUAAUAAAAUCAGAAGGAACAGAACAGUGAAGUAUGGAGUUCCGAUGCUGCUGCUGGUUGUUGGAGGAUCAUUUGGUUUGAGGGAGUUUACACAGAUCAGAUAUGAUGCUCAGAAAUUAAAAAAGAAGAUGGACCCAGUGCUGGAGGCUCGAGUAAACACCCACAGUCAGUCUCUGGAGGAACAGUACCAGAAGUUGCAGCAGGUGGAUUUGGAAAAUUGGAAGAAUAUUCGGGGGCCACGCCCGUGGGAGAACUCGCAGGAGGUCCAAGACAAACAGAGGACACAACUUGCCAAAGACACAUAGAGAAACUCUGUACCCCAAAUAUUUAUCUGUAAAUAUUUAUCUCAGAUUAUUUCUUUAUUCUGAUGCUUAAUGUGAAGAUGAACUUGACAAUUCUGGUCUGGUUAGGUAGGAAUGUGUACAUUGUGCUGCUGUAACAUGAAUGACUGAUUAAUUACGUGAAUGAACUGGUGUUCCUAAUAAAUAUACAUUGUGUGUAUAGUG